CUGCUGCUGCUGCUGCUCCUGCUGCUGCUGCUGCCUCAGCCGGCAGAGUCCUGCGGACCUGGUAGCUUGAACGGGGGCCAGCGGCGCCCGGCGCGCAAGCUGACGCCGCUCGCCUUCAAGCAGUUCGUGCCCAACGUGGCCGAGAGGGCGCUGGGCGCGAGCGGCCGCUACGAGGGGAAGAUCGCACGCGGCUCCGAGAGGUUCCGGGAGCUGACGCCCAACUACAACCCCGACGUCGUGUUCAAGGACGAGGAGGGCACCGGGGCCGACCGCCUCAUGACGCAGCGCUGCAAGGAGCGCCUCAACUCGCUCGCCAUCUCCGUGAUGAACACGUGGCCCGGCGUGAAGCUGCGCGUGACCGAGGGCUGGGACGAGGACGGCCACCACUCGGAGGAGUCGCUGCACUACGAGGGGCGCGCCGUGGACAUCACCACGUCGGACCGCGACCGCGACAAGUACGGCACGCUGGCACGCCUCGCCGCCCAGGCGGGCUUCGACUGGGUCCACUACGAGUCCAAGUCGCACGUGCACUGCUCCGUCAAGGCCGAGAACUCCAACAUCGCGGCGGCCAAGGGCAGCGAGGGCUGCUUCCACGGCGACGCGCGCCUCUUGGUGGAGGGCGGCGGCUCCAAGAGGCUGCGCGACCUGCGGGCCGGCGAGCGCGUCCUGGCGGCGAGCGGGCCCACCUCGCCGCCCGCCUACAGCGACCUCCUCCUCUUCCUCGACCGCGAGCCCCGCCAGCGGCGCCGCUUCAUCACCCUGGAGACGGAAGGCGGCGGCCGCCUCCUCGUCACCCCCUCGCACCUCGUGUUCGCCGCGCCCGGAGACUCCGACGAUGACGGCGGCGGCGAUAGUGGCAGCGGUGUUCCCCCGGAGGAGCGCGCCGUGGCCCUCUUUGCCAGCCGCGUGCGGCCCGGCAUUGGUGUUGUUGUUGGCGAUGACGGAGCACCGCGGCUGCGUGCGGUGCGCGUGGUGCGCGUGAGCUGGGUGGAGGCGCUGGGGUCGUACGCGCCGCUCACGCACCACGGCACGGCGAUCGUCGACGGGCUGCUGGUGUCGUGCUACGCGGCCGUCGAGACGCACGGCCUGGCUCACGUCGCCUUCGCGCCGCUCCGCACGGCCCACGAGCUCAUGCGGGGCCUCGGGAUACAUUCGCGCAGCAGCAGCAGCGGCGGCGACGGCAAUAGCAGCGGCAGCGGCAGCAGCAGUAGCAAGAACGCACCGGGAGCGGAGGGAGAAGGAAUUCACUGGUACCCGCGACUCCUCCACACGCUCGCCCGUCUGCUGCUCGGCGAAGACGUGUUCCACAUCCUCUCGCCUGGCCGCGCGUGA
Molecule: messenger RNA, 1332 nt
Organism: Lethenteron reissneri (Far Eastern brook lamprey)
Lineage: Eukaryota; Metazoa; Chordata; Hyperoartia; Petromyzontiformes; Petromyzontidae
Product: indian hedgehog protein-like
Biological process (GO): smoothened signaling pathway; cell fate specification; protein autoprocessing
Molecular function (GO): calcium ion binding; patched binding
Source: RefSeq, a predicted model, not a curated record